Molecule: messenger RNA, 3894 nt
Organism: Polyodon spathula (Mississippi paddlefish)
Lineage: Eukaryota; Metazoa; Chordata; Actinopteri; Acipenseriformes; Polyodontidae
Product: cAMP-dependent protein kinase type II-beta regulatory subunit-like
Exons: 11
Coding region: 265-1476 (403 amino acids)
Biological process (GO): regulation of protein phosphorylation
Cellular component (GO): cAMP-dependent protein kinase complex
Molecular function (GO): cAMP-dependent protein kinase regulator activity
Source: RefSeq, a predicted model, not a curated record
UAUAGCUAACCAGCAGCAAAAUAUUCUACAAUAGUACAAUUCCAACUGCCAUUUUCAUUCAGUUGACAAGGAAGGCAGGAUUUAACAUGAAAAGGCAUAUUUGGGGAAGAAAUCAGUAAGGCUGCACAUUUUGAAUUAAUCGGUUUUCUGAAACGUUUUCAUAUAACUGUUACGAAGGACUUGCACUAUAGUUACAAAAUAGGGUGCGCUGAUUUAUUUAAUAAUAUUAUUUUGUACGGAUUUCUCCAGAGAUUGAUUAUAGGAAUGAGUAUAGAAAUCCCUGCAGGGCUGACGGAGCUGUUGCAGAGCUUUACCGUGGAGGUGUUGAGGAACCAGCCGGGAGAUCUGGUGGAGUUUGCCCUGCAGUAUUUCACCAAGCUGAAGGAAAGUCAGAGCAAAGAGGCAGCUGUUGGCCAUGAGCAAAACUCGGCGUUUAGACCUGGCAAGGGAGUCAACUUUGUCGAGGAGCCCAUGCAAACCGAUUCGGAAAACGGAGAGGAUGAGGAAGAUGAGGAAUUCAUAGCCCCGGUUAUCAACAGAUUUACAAGAAGAGCAUCAGUUUGUGCUGAAGCCAUCAAUCCUGAUGAUGAUGAUGAAGAUGCAGAACCCAAGAUUAUUUAUCCCAAAGCAGAUGAACAAAGAAUUAGACUGCAGGAAACAUGCAAAGAUAUUCUUCUGUUCAAAAACUUAGACCCGGAACAGAUGUCUCAGGUAUUGGAUGCCAUGUUUGAGAGGCUAGUCAGUCCUGGUGAACACGUAAUUGAUCAAGAUGAUGACGGAGAUAAUUUCUAUGUUAUUGAAAGAGGAACAUAUGACAUCAGUGUAAAAGUAGAUGGCAUUGAUUGCUGUAUUGGUACCUACAAUAACCGUGGAAGUUUUGGGGAGCUGGCCUUAAUGUACAAUACUCCAAGAGCAGCCACAAUCAUUGCUACCUCACCUGGUGCUUUAUGGGGUUUGGACAGACUAACAUUCCGGAGAAUCAUUGUGAAAAACAAUGCCAAAAAGAAGAGAAUGUAUGAAAUAUUCAUUGAGACACUGCCGUUGCUUAAAUCACUAAAACCAUCUGAAAGAAUGAAAGUGGUUGAUGUAAUAGGAUCCAAAAUGUACAAGGAUGGAGAACGCAUUAUUGCUCAGGGAGAUUCAGCUGAUUCUUUUUAUAUUGUGGAAUCUGGAGAAGUAAAAAUAACAAUGAAAAGAAGCAAGAGUCAACUUAAUGCGGAAGAAAAUGGUGCAGUAGAGAUCGCACGGUGUACAAGAGGACAGUACUUUGGAGAGCUAGCUCUGGUAACAAACAAACCGCGAGCUGCUUCAGCAUAUGCUGUCGGAAAUGUCAAAUGUUUAGUUAUGGAUGUGCAAGCUUUUGAACGAUUGUUGGGCCCAUGUAUGGACAUCAUGAAAAGAAACAUCGUAAACUACGAGGAGCAGCUUGUUGAACUAUUUGGAACAAACAUGGACAUAUCUGAUCCCACUGCAUGAGGAGACAACAAAAAGUACAAACAUGCGUCUUGUUGGAAGGAAAAAAAGAGUUAGUCCAAGGAAACUGUCAUCUUUCUGUAGAUGUAAAGCAUUUCUGUAACUUACAUUUUUUAUUAUUUUGCUUUUUGAGAAAUGUGAAAUGGUAAACAACCAAUAGCAAUGUAGAAGUUAUUUAGGGAAAAUAAGUAUUCAUACACUUCCAGGAUUCAUGGGGGAAUGCCUCAUAAAUGAACAGCCCCCACCCCCUCCCCAACCCCCUUUCUGGGGUUUAGAACUAUUUCCCUUUCCCCUAUAUUACCAGAACUCAAGAAUUAGUUCUUCAGAUUCUUUUUUUCCUGUUUGGCAGGCUAAACCUUUGUUUUUUACAAUUUUUUUUUUUUUUUUUUUUCUGUACAAAAGUUUAAAACUUUUUUAGAUUUUUUACAAUUUUUUUUAUUCCUUUGACCCCGACCUAAUUUAAUUAUAAUUGCACUGUAAAUUGUCUUAGUUUUACAAUUUGUUUUGGGGAAAUUAAGAAGUGUUCAUUCGAGAGAAAAAAAGCCUUUAGUUGCAGUUAAUAUGUUCAUCAACAUGCAGACAUUAGUAUAUUAUAUAGGUUACUCAUACUUGUUGAUCAAUUUAUUAAAGUCACAGUGAAAUAGAAAUUCUAAUGCUCAUUUUCCAUGGAAGUUGAUUGUCAUUUACUUUGUACAUUUGUUUCCCCAAAACAUUCACAUAUUUGAAAGCAAUAUAUAAAACAUAACAUUUGCAUUGUUCUUAAAUGGAUUGUUCAGAUUAUACACUUUUUUUCUCAUCACUAAUAUCAAACAUUCUGUGUUUCUAUAACAGUUAUUUGGUAGAUGUUGUUAAGUUUAACAUUUGUUAAUUUACACUACAUACAAUCUUAAGUGGAAUAUGCUUUUCUUGUCUUUACCCAAUACAAAAUGCAUGUUUUGUUGCACUCCUAAUUAUACAAAUUAGUAAAUUCUGCCCUAGUUUCAGUAAGUGACACCUAAGUAAAAUGUAUUCUGUCUUUGGAGUUUUCCCCAUGAAAAUAUUGAACCAAUUAGGUUUUUAUUAGCAUGCAUUUUAUUGUUAUUCUACUGACAGACACUGUUAAGUGCACUUUUUCUGUCAGUUCCAAAAGCAUUGUUUCAGAAACAAAUGUUUAUAAAAAAUAAUCUCUAGGUUGCAGCACCAACAAUUUUACUAUCUUCACUAUAAUAUAUAUUUUUAGAGCAACAAGGAUGGGCCCAAUAUUAUUGAAAAUAUUUUCAAAUAUAAGUUGAAAGAAAGGUACACUAUUUUAAAUGUAUUAAAGUUUAUGUAAGUUUUUGUUGUAAUGUGCUUUUUUCAUUUGUGUGCAGGAAUUAAGAAUUACUGCUGUAUAGUGAUUGAUAUGUGAAAUGGUAGCCAUAUCAGUCCAGAGAUGAGAAGGAGAGGGUACUUUUAUUGGAUUAACUAAAUAAUUAAGCAUAAGCUUUCAAAAUAUCUCUUCUUCAGGUGAAAGUGAGAAUUAUAUGCCACUAGUUUAGUAAUAGUGACUCAUUUAUUUGAAGUAUAACAUGGAAGAAAAAAAAAAAAGUCUAAAGGAGUUUAAGCUUUUUUAAUUCCUGAAAGAUGAACUGCUUAUUUCCCCAAACCUUGUUAAAAGCUUAAAAAAAAAAGUUAAUUUUGCCUAAUAUACAUUGGGAACCAGUUAAAAGUAAUUGCAGCUAACAAAAUAGUUCCAUACCAUUUAGCUGCCAUACAUACACAUCUAUUAACUUUAUAGCUCUCAGGUGUGCAGGUUUGAAAGAAGCACAUUAUAGCAAACAUGUAUUUUUAUUUCAAAGCAUGAUAUGUGGUACUACACUAAGCCAUGCGUUUUUACUGUCUUCUGCUUCAUACGUUAUUUCACCUGGAGAGUGAAAUUCACAAGCUUAUUUCAGUCAGUUGCUUCCAUAAUUGACUGAGAUGCUUUCAGCCAGUAACAUGCUUUGACCCAGAAGACACUUCUGAGGUGAAGUGACCCAGGAAGUGCAAACAAAUAAUCCAAGAAUAAAGCAUGGUAACAGACACCUUCCUUUAACCUAAAGUAGUACCAGAUAUCGUGUUUUAAAAUUAAAAUACGCGUGAUAUAACGUGUUUCUUUUAAAAAUAUUUGAGAUUUUUGUACUGUAGCUAAUGAAGUGCAAAAUGGCUAAGAUUUAUGGAAUUGUUUUGUGAGCUGCAAUUACGUUAAUAGGCCUAUAUUCUGUUAAACACCCCAUUUUUUUGUCAGUUUUGCGAUAAUGAUUUAACCCAAUUCAGUAUUCUUGUUUAACGUUACAUUAUUACUACACAACUUUAAAAUUGAAUAAUAACGAGGGGCAUCUCUUACAGAGCGCUCAUCAUUAAACAAGGAAAUAAUUGGCAGGCAGACAAAAAAAAUGUGUGUGUGUAUUUAUAUAUAUAUAU